AGCGCAGGGCGAGGCCGGGGCGGGGUCUCUGGCAGCAGUUUCCCGAGGACCCCGAGAGGAGCGGCCGCCGCGAGUGACUGCACCGAGCCCGAGGAGCCGCCGCGCCUCGCUGCCGCCCCGUCCGGUCCCCCGCCUUGCCCGUGGGUUCCGCAGGGAUGGGGAACUGCCGGGGCCUGGGCCAGCCGCGGGCCGGUCUCUGCCUGCUCCUGGCCGCGCUGCAGCUUCUGUCCGGGACGCAGGCCGAUCCGGUGGAUGUGCUGAAGGCCAUGGGUGUGCGGGGAGGCCAGGCUGGGGUCCCUGAGGGGCCUGGCUUCUGUCCUCAGAGGACCCCAGAGGGUGACCGGGCAUUCAGAGUGGGCCAGGCCAGCACACUUGGCAUCCCCACGUGGGAACUCUUUCCAGAUGGCCACUUUCCUGAGAACUUCUCCCUGCUGAUCACCUUGCGGGGCCAGCCAGCCAAUCAGUCUGUCCUGCUGUCCAUUUAUGAUGAAACGGGUGCCCGGCAGUUGGGCCUGGCACUGGGGCCAGCCCUGGAUCUCCUAGGUGGCCCCUUCCGCCCCCUCCCCCAGCAGGUCAACCUCACAGAUGGCAGGUGGCACCGUGUGGCGGUCAGCAUAGAUGGUGGGAUGGUGACCCUGGUCGCUGACUGUGAAGCUCAGCCCCCUGUCUUGGGCCAUGGCCCUCGAUUUAUCAGCAUAGCUGGACUCACUAUGCUGGGGACCCAGGACCUUGGGGAGAAGACUUUUGAGGGAGACAUUCAGGAGCUGCUGAUAAGUCCAGAUCCUCAGGCUGCCUUCCAGGCUUGUGAGCGGUACCUCCCCGGCUGUGACAGCCUGGUGCCGGCAGCCACAGAGGCUCCCCAGGGUGAACCAGAAACCCCUCGUCCUCGGCGGAAGGGGAAGGGAAAAGGGAGGAAGAAAGGGCGAGGCCGCAAGGGGAAGGGCAGGAAAAAGAAGAACAAGGAAAUUUUGACCUCAAGUCCACUGCCUGACUCCAUGGAGAACCAGACCUCCACUGACAUCCCCAAGACAGAGACUCCAGCUCCAAAUGUGCCUCCGACCCCCAUGCCUUUGGUCAUCACCUCCACUGUGACUACUGGCCUCAAUGCCACCAUCCUAGAGGGGAGCUUGGACCCUGACAGUGGAACCGAGCUGGGGACCCCAGAGACCGAGGCAACCAGGGAGGAUGAAGAAGGAGGUGAUUCCGCCAUGGGCCCUGACUUCCGCGCAGCAGAACAGCCAUCUCAGACUCAGUUCCAGAUCUUUCCUGGUGCUGGACAGAAAGGAGCAAAAGGAGAGCCGGCAGUGAUUGAACAGGGGCAGCAGUUUGAGGGACCUCCAGGAGCCCCAGGACCCCAAGGGGUGGUUGGCCCCUCAGGCCCUCCCGGCCCCCCAGGAUUCCCUGGGGACCCUGGUCUACCGGGCCCUGCUGGCCUCCCAGGAAUCCCCGGCAUUGACGGGAUCCGGGGCCCACCGGGCACAGUGAUCAUGAUGCCGUUCCAGUUUGCAGGCGGCUCCUUUAAAGGACCCCCAGUCUCCUUCCAGCAGGCCCAGGCUCAGGCAGUUCUGCAGCAGACCCAGCUUUCUAUGAAAGGCCCCCCUGGUCCAGUGGGGCUCACCGGGCGCCCAGGCCCCGUGGGUCUCCCCGGACAUCCAGGUCUAAAAGGAGAGGCGGGAGUGGCAGGGCCACAGGGUCCCCGAGGCCUACAGGGACCUCAUGGACCCCCUGGCCGAGUGGGCAAGAUGGGCCGCCCUGGAGCAGACGGGGCUCGGGGCCUCCCAGGGGACACUGGACCUAAGGGUGAUCGUGGCUUCGAUGGCCUCCCAGGGCUGCCUGGUGAGAAGGGCCAAAGGGGUGACUUUGGCCAUGUGGGACAACCUGGUCCCCCAGGAGAGGAUGGUGAGAGGGGACCAGAGGGACCUCCAGGGCCCACUGGCCAGGCUGGGGAGCCGGGUCCCCGAGGACUGAUUGGCCCCAGAGGCUCCCCUGGUGUUGUGGGUCACCCAGGUGUAACUGGAAUUGACGGUGCUCCUGGUGCCAAAGGCAAUGUGGGUCCUCCAGGAGAACCAGGCCCUCCAGGACAACAGGGAAACCAUGGGUCCCAGGGAAUCCCCGGCCCCCAGGGACUCAUCGGCACUCCUGGGGAGAAGGUGAGUGACAGCUCCCCCUACCAUAACCUCCUCAAGUCUCCUUCCUUCAACUCUGUUGCCAGGGAAAUCUUCCCAUCAGGGCUCCUCUGGCAGAGGCUUGAGACCUUUUUUUUUUUUCAGGGCACUUCAGGGAACCGGGGCCUCCAGGGGGAGAAAGGCGAGAAGGGAGAGGACGGCUUCCCGGGCUUCAAGGGUGAUGUGGGGCUCAAAGGUGAUCGGGGGAAGCCUGGAGCCCCAGGUCCCCGGGGAGAGGAUGGUCCCGAGGGGCCAAAGGGGCAAGAGGGGCUGGCUGGCGAGGAGGGGCCCCCAGGCUCAGCUGGGGAGAAGGGCAAGCUUGGGGUGCCAGGCCUCCCAGGUUAUCCAGGACGUCCUGGGUCUAAGGGAUCCAUUGGAUUUCCCGGGCCCCUGGGACCCAUAGGAGAGAAAGGGAAGUCGGGAAAGGCAGGACAGCCAGGGCUGGAAGGAGAGCGGGGACCACCAGGCUCCCGUGGAGAGAGGGGGCAACCAGGUGCCACAGGGCAACCAGGCCCCAAGGGCGAUGUGGGCCAGGACGGGGCCCCUGGGAUCCCUGGAGAAAAGGGCCUCCCUGGUCUGCAAGGCCCUCCAGGAUUCCCCGGGCCAAAGGGCCCCCCUGGUCACCAAGGUAAAGAUGGACGACCAGGGCACCCUGGACAGAGAGGAGAAUUGGGCUUCCAAGGUCAGACAGGCCCGCCUGGACCAGCUGGUGUCUUGGGCCCUCAGGGAAAGACAGGAGAAGUGGGACCUCUGGGUGAAAGGGGGCCUCCGGGUCCCCCUGGACCUCCUGGUGAACAAGGUCUUCCUGGCCUGGAAGGCAAAGAGGGAGCCAAGGGGGAACUGGGACCACCAGGACCCCUUGGGAAGGAAGGGCCAGCUGGACCCAGGGGCUUUCCUGGCCCCAAGGGGGCCCCUGGGGACCCGGGACCUACUGGUUUGAAGGGUGACAAGGGACCCCCAGGGCCCGUCGGGGCCAAUGGCUCCCCUGGUGAGCGGGGUCCUCUGGGCCCAGCAGGAGGCAUUGGACUUCCUGGCCAAAGUGGCAACCAAGGCCCCGUUGGGCCUGCAGGCGAGAAGGGGUCCCCAGGAGAACGUGGCCCCCCUGGCCCCACUGGCAAAGAUGGGAUCCCAGGGCCCCUAGGGCCUCUGGGACCCCCUGGAGCUGCUGGGCCUUCUGGCGAGGAAGGGGACAAGGGGGACGUCGGCGCCCCUGGUCACAAGGGGAUCAAAGGCGAUAAAGGAGAUGCGGGCCCACCUGGACCAGCAGGGAUACGGGGUCCUGCAGGACAUCCAGGUCUCCCAGGAGCAGACGGGGCUCAGGGGCGCCGGGGACCCCCAGGCCUCUUUGGGCAGAAAGGAGAUGAUGGAGUCAGAGGCUUUGUGGGGGUGAUUGGCCCUCCUGGAUUGCAGGGGCUACCAGGCCCUCCUGGAGAAAAAGGGGAGGUUGGAGACGUUGGGUCCAUGGGUCCCCAUGGAGCUCCAGGUCCUCGGGGACCCCAAGGCCCCAGUGGAUCAGAGGGCAUUCCAGGGCUGCCUGGAGGAGUUGGUCAGCCAGGCGCCGUGGGUGAGAAGGGUGAGCCAGGGGAGGCUGGAGACCCAGGGCCUCCAGGAGCCCCAGGCAUCCCGGGGCCCAAAGGAGACAUUGGUGAAAAGGGGGACUCAGGCCCAUCUGGAGCUGCUGGACCCCCAGGCAAGAAAGGUCCCCCUGGAGAGGAUGGAGCCAAAGGGAACAUGGGCCCCACAGGGCUCCCUGGAGAUCUAGGGCCCCCAGGAGACCCUGGAGUUUCAGGCAUAGACGGUUCCCCAGGGGAGAAGGGAGACCCUGGUGACGUUGGGGGGCCGGGCCCGCCUGGAGCUUCUGGGGAACCCGGCGCCCCUGGGCCCCCCGGCAAGAGGGGUCCUUCAGGCCGCAUGGGUCGAGAAGGCAGAGAAGGGGAGAAAGGUGCCAAGGGAGAGCCAGGUCCUGACGGGCCCCCAGGGAGGACAGGUCCAAUGGGGGCUCGAGGGCCUCCUGGACGUGUGGGACCCGAAGGUCUUCGAGGGAUCCCCGGCCCUGUGGGUGAACCAGGCCUCCUGGGAUCGCCUGGACGGAUGGGCCCUCCCGGCCCCCUGGGGCCCUCUGGCCUCCCAGGGCUGAAGGGAGAUGCUGGCCCCAAGGGGGAAAAGGGCCACAUUGGAUUGAUUGGUCUCAUUGGCCCCUCGGGGGAAGCUGGUGAGAAAGGAGAUCAGGGGUUGCCAGGUGUGCAGGGACCUCCUGGCCCCAAGGGAGACCCUGGUCCCCCUGGUCCCAUCGGCUCUCUGGGCCACCCUGGGCCCCCAGGCAUGGUGGGCCCUCUGGGACAGAAAGGCUCAAAGGGGUCUCCGGGUUCCAUGGGCCCCCGUGGAGACACCGGACCUGCAGGCCCCCCAGGUCCCCCCGGUCCCCCUGCCGAGCUGCACGGGCUGCGCAGGCGCCGGCGCUCGGUCCCAGCCCCGCUCCCAUUCGUGGAGGGCGGCCUGGAGGAGGUGCUGGCCUCGCUCACGUCGCUGAGCUUGGAGUUGGAGCAGCUGCAGCGUCCUCCCGGCACCGCGGAGCGCCCGGGCCUCGUGUGCCACGAGCUGCACCGCAACCACCCGCACCUGCCUGAUGGGGAAUACUGGAUUGACCCCAACCAGGGCUGCGCGCGGGACUCGUUCAGGGUUUUUUGCAACUUCACGGCGGGAGGAGAGACCUGCCUCUAUCCCGACAAGAAGUUUGAGAUCGUGAAAUUGGCCUCCUGGUCCAAGGAAAAGCCUGGAGGCUGGUAUAGCACAUUCCGUCGAGGGAAGAAGUUCUCUUACGUGGAUGCCGACGGGUCCCCAGUGAAUGUCGUGCAGCUAAAUUUCCUGAAACUGCUGAGUGCCACAGCUCGCCAGAGCUUCACCUACUCCUGCCAGAAUGCGGCUGCCUGGCUGGACCAAGCCACAGGUGACCACAGCCGCUCCGCCCGCUUCCUUGGCACCAAUGGAGAGGAGCUGUCCUUCAACCAGACGACAGCAGCCACCGUCAGCGUCCCCCAGGACGGCUGCCGGCUCCGGAAAGGACAGACAAAGACCAUUUUCGAAUUCAGCUCUUCUCGAGCGGGAUUUCUGCCCCUGUGGGAUGUGGCGGCCACUGACUUUGGCCAGAUGAACCAGAAGUUUGGGUUUGAACUGGGCCCUGUCUGCUUCAGCAGCUGAGAGUGUUUGGGGUGGGAGGGACCAUGAAGGAGCCCCAAAAUGGGGUGCAUUUGGUGCUGAGGCUUUGAAGCCACCCUAUUUAUCGUUACCUGUGACUCUGGAGCCAAUGGGAUGUGACUUCGCUCAUCACGGUCAGUCAUUCCUUCUCCUUUCCAGGGCACUGGUGGCUGGGUUUCCCUGGCCCAAAGGUCCAGCCUCCUCCCACCCCAUUUCAGGUGGCAAACUGCAGCCUGGCUCUUUCUUCCCUCCCUUCCCACCCAAGCCUCCACCCCCGCCCCUUGAACUCCCAUGCAAUAAGCUUCUAACUCAGAGCUGAUGAACGAAUGCCUCCCCCACUCCCCAAUGCCUGCCUCCUCACUCCUCUGUCACUGCCUUUCACACCUUUUGGUGCUACCCCUCCCCAGAGUUAAGCACUGGAUGUCUCCUGAUCCCAGGCUGGGACCCCCCCCCCACCCUCUUUGAUCCUUUCUACUUCCAUGGUGAAAGGACCGAAGUCAGGCUACAGAGGGAAGCGGGGCUUCCCUUGACUGAGCUGUGUGUUUCUUCUCCUGCCUCAGCCCAGCUCUGCAAAGCCCCUCCCCGUUCUCCCCACCUCCCCAGGCUCACCUUGCCAUGCCAGGUGGUUUGGGGACCAAGAUGGUUGGGGAGUGAAUCAGGAUCCUAAUGGUGCUGCCCUAUUUAUACCUGGGUCUGUAUUAAAAGGGAAAAUACCCCUGUUGUAGAUUUCAUCUGCUUCCUCCUUAGGGAAGGCUGGGAUAUGAUGAGAGAUUCCAGCCCAAGCCCGGCCUCCCGUCCCCAGGCCAUAGGGCAUAAUUUGCCUCUCAAAUCUGAGAAUAAACUGAUGAACUGUG
This is a messenger RNA of Cebus imitator (Panamanian white-faced capuchin), 6214 nucleotides long. RefSeq names its product collagen type V alpha 3 chain (gene COL5A3). Gene Ontology annotation, molecular function: extracellular matrix structural constituent. NCBI's taxonomy places the organism in Eukaryota, Metazoa, Chordata, Mammalia, Primates, Cebidae. The transcript has 64 exons. The record is from RefSeq and is a predicted model, not a curated record. Bases 156 to 5363 code for a protein of 1735 amino acids.